AGGCAAACAAGCUUUUCGCUUGGUCCGAAAUGAGCUUUCAUUCUGCUGCUGCAGCACUUUCUUUCCAUCUUUUGCAGCCCCUCCCUUGCAUACUUCUCCUCCCCUUUGCCCACACAUCUGGAAGCCAGCUCCUCAUUUAUUUGUUUUUUUUCCCCUUCUUUCUCCAGAAUUUUGAAAGAAAGAAAAAAGUUCUUUACCUUGUCAUGCAAUUACAUCUCAGUAUGCAAUUAUGCUGAGACUUUCUCCCGCCCCCUUCAAUCUGCAGCAGUGGCCGUGCUCACAUGGCAGUAGACCGAAAUAGCUUCAUGUCUGUUUGGACCGUGGCCCGGCACAAACUAUGCUCCGCCGCUUGACUGUCAGUAGGAUGUUGGCUUUCUCCAGCCAAGCCAGUCUGUGCAGUUCUUUACUCCGGCAGGGCUACAUAACGCGGCUGCGGGACGGAAAAAACUGAAGGAGACAGAAGAAGAACUAAGUGGUGUUGCUAUGAAUCCCGGCGGGAACACUUAACCUUUUUAGGCCACAGAGCGGGGGUGAGAAACUGAAGCGGGAAGGUGGACGAAAGAAUGGCAACGCCGCAGUGCAGCUCCAGGCAGAGCAGCUCACUAUCUUCUUCUCCCAGCAGUAGUCGCAUACAAUGCCUGCAGGUGGACUCGGUCCAGCGCUGGAUGGAGGACCUGCGUCACAUGACGGAGGUGGAGUGCAUGUGCGUGCUCCAGGCCAAACCCAUCGAGGUCGAGGACGAUGCCCAGCAGGCCGAGCUGAUCGUGUCCGGCGGGGCGGUGACGGGAGAGGCGGCAGUGGGGGACCACGUGGCCCGCAAUAACUUGCAGACACUGCUUCGCCGGGCCCUCGUCGUCAGCACCGAGCUGGGUAAGAUGUUCCAGCGGCUGGAGAAGGGACGCUGGCAGAGGGUCCACAGUACAGCGGUGCGAGCAAAUUGUCACGUGCGCUCCCUGGUGCAUGAGUACAGCGCAGCACGCAGCACGCCGCCAGAGAUGCAGAAGUUUGAGACAUCUCUUCUGGAGAAGUGCAUGGAGCUGACGAAUAUCACAGAAAGGUGCAUUCACACCGAGGACGAGUUCUUCCUGAAGUCCAUGAGAGACGCCAUCCACGAGAUCCUGACGGAUGUCAGUGAUUCAUUCAGCAACAUGAUUGACAUGGCAUUAGCCAAUGAGAUCCAGGUUCUGAUCAAGCAGAUUGAAUCUUCAGACAAUGUCCAUACCAUCAGCAGCGCCAUCAGCAACCUGCUGUCUCUCACCCAGGAUGGACCGCAGCUCUGCAGCAUCAUCGCCAAGGAAGGCGCGGUGGUGUCGCUGUUCAAGAUCUGCCGGCAGGAUCGCUUCAAAGGCCUCUACGCUCACGCUCUGAGGACCGUGGCCUCCAUUUGCUGCGUGGAGGAGGGCAUCAAGCAGCUAGACAAGGUGGACGGCAUCCUGUGCUUGGCGGACAUCCUGACGGACGACGGCAGCGCGGAGGCGGCGCGGGCUGAGGCAGCGGCGGUGGUGGCGCAGAUCACGUCGCCGCAUCACACGUCCACGCAACACCUGGCCAGCUUCCUGGAGAGCAUGCACGACAUCGUCACGGCGCUCAUCAAUUUGUGCGAGAGCGCCUCCUGCGGCGAGGUCUUCCUUCUGGCGUCGGCGGCCCUUGCCAACAUCACCUUCUUCGACAGCAUGGCCUGCGAGAUCCUGUUGCAGCUCAACGCCAUCCACAUCCUGCUGCGGGCGUGCAAGGACCGCCAUCGGGUGGACACCCCCUACUCCAAAGACCAGGUGGUGACUAUCUUAGCCAACCUCUCUGUUUUGGAGCAGUGUGCGAGUGAAGUCCUGCAGGAGCAAGGUGUGGAGAGGCUGCUGCUGCUACUGGGCGAGAGGCCGUCCUCCUCCAGCCCGUCCGAGGGCGCCGCCUGCGAGCGCGUGCAGCAGAAAGCCGCUGUCACGCUGGCGCGUCUCAGCCGGGACUCCGAUGUCGCUCAGGCUGCCAUCCAGCUCAAAGCCGUUCCUCGUCUCAUCGAGCUGUGCCGAUCUCCCACGGAGAGAAAUAACAGUGACUCGGUCUUGGUCGCUUGCCUGGCAGCUUUGAGGAGGCUGGCUUCAGUGUGCCCGGACAGCAUCGAAGCGGCAGAUCAUCAGCAAUUGAUUAAACCGCGCUUGGUGGACUCCUUCCUCCUGUGCUCCAACAUGGAAGAGAGCUUUGUGUGACGCUAACAUGCUCAUAAUACGCAUCCAACACUGACCGCUCAAGAAGUGGAAAACAUUCCUUGACUGGACCAUCAGACAAAAGUAUGCGAAUGGAUGUAGAGACAUUUAUGUGCGUGUGUGUGUAUGUGUGUGUGUGUGUUUGUAAAACAUACGACAUAAGAUGAUGGCUUGGCUCGACAACUCAAAUCAGGACACAAUUCUGCGAGUCCAUAUCACUCAUCCUAUUUAUUUAUAUUGUUUAUGCAGUGGAAGCUCAAUUUAACGGACCCAGAUCCAGUGGACCUUGGAUUCAAUGGACAGAAAGUAGUGUCCAGUCGAUUGCAACUAUUUAAGUCUGUUAAAUCCAGAAAUGGACGGAUUGGUGGAAGGUUAGAUAAUCGUGAGUAUACAUAAAAUGUCAAAUUAUUACGAGAUUAAAAUCACAGUAUACCAAUGAUAUCGUUUUAAUUUUAUAUGGAUGAAGUUUGUGCUUUCCGAUAAAAAAAUAAAGUCAGAAUGUUACUUAAUGUAUUUCAGAGUUUACAUUGUUAUGAAAUUUACAAAGUUGUAAUGUUACAGUCAUACAAACCACCGUAUUUCCAUAACAAUAUACUAACUACGUCUUUACAAUUCAAGAUAUCGCUUCCAUGGGCAGCAAAGUUUUUUUUUUUUAAUGAAUACUGCGUGCAUGAAUUAUUGCCAUCGCUUGUGUUUCGCAAGUCAUGGAGAUUUUGUGUUCUUCAUGUGGAUUUCCAUUCAUAUGUGUCAUGAUCAUAUGUGCUACUGGCAUUUGUUAAAUUGCCUUCUUAUUCUCAUUAUUAUUUAAAAGGGACAAUUGUAUGCAACACAUGUAAUAAAAACAAGUAGCUCUCAAUCUUGCAUGAUAGCAUGUGUCUGAUAAAAUGAAGAGAUAUUCCGGUUUUCUACCCUGCAGCAAACAUGAAUAAAACAAAAAGUGUUUGGGUGA
Messenger RNA from Hippocampus zosterae (dwarf seahorse), 3147 nucleotides. RefSeq names its product protein inscuteable homolog (gene insc). Gene Ontology annotation, cellular component: apical cortex. Gene Ontology annotation, biological process: establishment of mitotic spindle orientation; apical protein localization; regulation of asymmetric cell division. The transcript has 14 exons. Gene Ontology annotation, molecular function: protein binding; cytoskeletal adaptor activity. The coding region runs from base 564 to 2201 and encodes 545 amino acids. Lineage: Eukaryota; Metazoa; Chordata; Actinopteri; Syngnathiformes; Syngnathidae. The record is from RefSeq and is a predicted model, not a curated record.